Molecule: messenger RNA, 1378 nt
Organism: Gloeophyllum trabeum ATCC 11539
Lineage: Eukaryota; Fungi; Basidiomycota; Agaricomycetes; Gloeophyllales; Gloeophyllaceae
Product: UPF0187-domain-containing protein
Exons: 11
Coding region: 89-1378 (429 amino acids)
Molecular function (GO): chloride channel activity
Source: RefSeq, a predicted model, not a curated record
AUGGACUCGCUUUGCAUUUGACGACAUUAAUAACAGUUGUUUACGACAAAGUGCCAGUGGACUGAAACUCGAACGAUCUGUCACUGCCAUGACUAGCACUGUCAAGAGCUCCGUGACCCUUGUACUCCCUAAGCCGCCUAGGAUAAAGCGACAACACUUGAGGAAGUACUCCUGGCUCCCUGAUGUAUUCCGAAUCGAAGGGAGUAUCAUCACAAGGAUUAUCGGACCAGUCUUGACAGUCACGAUAUUCGCGACCCUCAUUGCAUAUCUAUUCAAGCGCGGAUACGACGUUACUCUGACCAACUCGGUGGUCCCUGUCGUCGCUGUCGUAGUGGGUCUGAUUCUCGUAUUCAGAACUUCCUAUGACCGGUUCUACGAGGGCCGGAAGGAUUUCGCGACCAUGACCAGCCAGAUUCGCAAUCUCUCCCGGCUCGUCUGGGUUAACGUCUCAGUCCCGCCUCCCGACUACAUCAACACCACCAAGGGCAAGACGCCGCACGUCGCGCUGACCGCGGCGCAGCUCCGGCGCAAGAAAAUUGACGUGCUAAAGCUAGCCCUGAGCUUCGCCUACGCCGUCAAGCACUACCUGCGCGACGAGGACGGUAUUCACUGGGAGGAUUACUCGGGAGUGCUCCCCGCGAGCUUCGCGCGGUACGACGAGACGGGGUACACGCACGCGAACAACUCGUACGCCUCUCUCGAGACGUCCCUCAGCGCGUCGAUGUCACCCACCAGCCCCAUUACCCCGGCGACGUCGAAGCCGGGUACGAUGCGCCAGGGGAGAUCGGACGCGACGAAGCGCGUAAGGCCGAAACGGAAGGACGGGAAGGUGACCCCGAAGACACCGCUGCUGGCCGAGGCGCACCAGACGGUCGAGUUCCACGCGUACGCGGACGAGGCGUCGUUACCGCUCCCCCUGGUAAUUGCGCACGAGAUUGGAAGGGCGGUGUUUAGGUUCAAGAGGGAUGGGUAUCUGGAGACCGUCGGCCCUGCCGGUACGAAUGCGUUGAAUCAGCUGUUGCAAGGCAUGGUAGACCAGAUGACGGCUAUGGAACGCGUUGCGAACACGCCAAUCCCAGUAUCGUACCGCAUACAUCUGAAGCAGGCGGUGACGUUAUACCUCUUCGCCUUACCCUUCACGUUGAUCAAAGAACUCGGCUGGAGCAUGAUACCCAUAGUGACCGUCGUAGCCUUCACGUUCAUGGGUAUUGAAGGCAUAGCGGAUGAGAUUGAGAACCCUUUCGGCCAUGACAAGUCUGACUUGCCGCUGGACAGAUACUGCGCUGACCUAAAAGAAGAGAUUGAUUAUAUCAUCGAGAGACUCCCUGAAGGGGGCGAAGGCAUGUUUGGGUUCGACGAUGGAGAAGGGGAUGAUUGA